This is a messenger RNA of Vitrella brassicaformis, 3702 nucleotides long. NCBI's taxonomy places the organism in Eukaryota, Vitrellaceae. The record is from the annotation of a GenBank genome assembly.
ACUGAGGUGCAGCUUUGAAUCAAAGCAGAGAUCACAUAGAUGCCCCUCACUGUCAGCUCAAAAGCGCCCCUGCGAUGGCUAAGCGGAUCAGUGUGUCAGUGAGUAUACACACAAACGAAGACGGCUCGUCGUGUCAAUGCCGUCUGUCUGUCUGCCGGAUCGCUGGCCGCACAACAGAUAGACGAGUUCAAUAAAAGUCAGCACACACACACGGCAGAUGACAUAGACACCCCACGUCGAUCUUGCCGCCACACGCACACACACAAUGGACAAAAGAAUAAAAACCACCGCAAUCACCACACACACGACAGGCCGACGGAUAGCACACGCACACACACACGACAAUCCCACUCGGCCAUCCAACACACGCACUCACGCAGUCAAAGCUCUCUGUCGCUCUCACACACAAUCGCGUCGAAUGAAAAUGAAACACACACACGGCAGACAGAAACCGCCACAUGAGUGUCUGGGUGGCCGACAGACAGACAGACAGCACACUCACUCCUUCGCUCAAAGCCGAGGCACAACGAGGGAGGAGCCCCCGGCCGCACACAUGAGUGUGACAGACACACACAGCCGCCCCCACGUGUGUGUGUGUGGACUCUCUCCUACUCUAUGCUGAUCAAACGCAGCUGAAUGUAGCGGGGACCGGCUAUGAUCUGCCUCGUCUCCCCCUCCCGCAUCGACAGCACCGCCUCACGCAGCAACUCGUACCCAAAAUCAGACACACGACGCACCCACCCACGGACAUCGUACGCUUUGUCCCGGCCGUCGAAUGCAUCACGCCAUGCAAUGGUGUCGACCUUGACACGGUCGUUGGCCGUUGGCACUCUGCCGGUGCCGGGCGUGAUGAUGCGAUACCGAGCACCUAACGGGGUCACAGUGAAGCCUUCACUGUCACUGCAAAGGAAGGGACCAAGCAUGACAGACGGCGAGGUGGCUUGUGUCCCUCCUCCUUUGAACCGACCUGGCCCGCUGCUGCUGCGUGCCGCUCGGCUGCGGUCCGGCGGUGCCGGCAGCAGAAGUCCCCACCGGCGCACCGCCACCACUGGCAACACUGACACACACGCCAACACGUGAGCCAGGGGAUCAACCAGUGUGGCAGUGACGGGCAGUCGCUUUGAUGCACACCUGUGGCUGUUGGGUGUCCGCUCGGCCGUCGGCCGCUGGGGAAUCCCACGCAGCCUUUAUGCAGCCACACAGCACACGAGAGAGAGGGGGGGAGAUGGCAUAUCGGUGCGUUUGAUUGAUUACCGGGGGUCUUGUUGGUUGCCUCCUGCUGUGCCGUAGAUGGGAAUGAGGCUGUCGACCGUCACGCCCGCCUUGCACACCGGACACGACGUCUGGUCCUCUUCGAGCAGCCACUUGCCAAGACACGCCCAGCAAUACUACACGGCACACAACACACCCCACACUCACACAACUCAUGUGGUGCCUCGUGGUCUCACUCACCAUGUGGCCGCAUCGCGUGACGACCGGCUCCGUUGCGCCCUCCUUGCAAAUGCCACACGCGAAGCGACCUGGCGCCUCAUGUGUGGCGCCGCACUGAGGGCAGCCUGCUGCUGGUGGUGGUGGUUCGUUGUGGUCUUCUCGACGGCGGCGCUUGGAACCGACAGAUGACCUGACACACAGGGGGGCACACCAAGUCAAGAUGAACACACAUGUGUGUGCUGUGCUGUGCUGUGUGAGUCCCCUACGUGUCUGUGUCGGCGGAGCCGAACUUGAUGUGGUCGUGGAAUGACCGGUCGAUGGCCACACGCUGCCCCUGCACAUCCAUCUCGUAGCCGCCACGGCCGUCCUCAUACACACGACACUCAAACACUCCGACGCUCGACGGCGAUGGUGCGGUGGGAUCCGCAGACGACCAAGACGAGCCCAUUGAUUGAUGCAGUACUGCAGGCGGUGCGACGAACGAUACUCGAUCAGCUGCAUCCACACACCCGCACAGACACGUCCACAAGUUAGUGUCUGUGUGCAUGUGUGAGGCUGUUUAUCAUGGUGUCAUCGGGCGUACCUGUGCGGCUCUGGUGCGGACAGGGCGACGCGCGACGAAUAAGAGGCAAGGGAUGAGGACACCGACACACAACACUGCUCACCUACCGACACACACAACACUCGGAGGCCUCUGUGUGUGUGCGUGUGUGUGUGUGUGUCCUCACCUGUGGUGUCUGAGGGUGAGCGACAGAAAUGCAGUCAGUCAGGCCGUCACCGAAGGCAGUGAUGAUAUCCCUCCCGCCACACCCCUCACAAAAUACUAAUGGACCUGACAGUGUGAGGUGACAGACACAAGGAUGGGCGCAUGCUUGGCCAGGGGUGCGCUCAUGUGUGCGGGCCGACCUCUCUGUGUUGUGUGUGUGACCACACUGAUCAAGAUAGAUACCCUCAGAGGCGCCACACACACAACCCAGAUCUGACACACCAAGAGUGAUGUGUCCACCGUGCUGCAUGUGUGUGUGUGUGCCUUUCUCUCACGCCUUUGUCUGACGCCAAUGAGUGCGGUGAUAUCUGACUGACCAGCACCGCCUGCACACACACAUGACACACACAUGGCAGGAAGGGCUGAUGCGUUUCUGUCAUCGGUGGACGGCCAUGUGAUUGUCGUUCGCUCACCUGUGCCCUUGCUGACAAACCGAAUGCGACCAGACAAAAAACACGUUUUCUCAAAACCCGAGAGCGAGCAGUUUCAUGGAAUGUCCUAGGCGCCUGACGGCCAAGUCUGCUCUUUCACGCACAAUCAAUCUGCGAGCCGAUGUUUGUGUCAGCCAAGAUCGGAUUCAUCGGUUUGGGUUGGUAGUCGGCAGACGAGUGUGAGAGGCGGCCGAGGAGCCAUUAAAUGAGUCAAUGCGACGAAGCCGUCCACUCAGCCGUUUGUCCAAUGGCUUCGCGUCUUUCGUGCCGUCGGUGUGUCUGUCUGUCUGUGUGCCUUUGUCGCCCGUCUGUGUCGGCCGGCCGCUCCUCGAGAUGAGAUGCCACUCGAUGGCCAGGCGGAUGACAGAGACCGAGGCACGACGGAUGCACACAGCGCAGCACGAUCGAUAUAGACACGAUUGGUGGAUGCAUCAUCAUCCGAUAACCGCUCUCUCCCCUCCCUAUCCAUGUGAUUCGUGUGCCGCCGUGUGUGAUGGAUGGCGAGCCGCCGAGAGAAUCACCGGCCCAUCGGUGUGUGUGACGUGCCGGCACUUCACCGAACGACGAUCCGCCCACCACACACACGGGAGCAGACAAAGGGAGGAAGAGAGAGUGAACACACACACACACACACACACACGCACACUUGGAUGGAUGUCGGCAGGCAGAGGGGAUGGCAAAAGGCUUUCUGUCUGUCUGUCUGUCUGUCUCUGUCUGAUUGGCCGCCGCAUCUCAGUGUUCCCUCCCGCCACACACACGGACGGAGGCGGAGUGACCGACAGAACCGAACACACUGCUCACGUCCACCGCCGCUCAGGGAGGCGCCACACAGAGGUGCAGCUUUGAAGCCAACCAGUUAUCACAGGCAUGCACCACACUCUCGGCUCAAAAGUAGCUUUGUGAUGGACAACUGGAUAAAUAUACAAGUACGUAUGUAUGUCAUUGAGUAUACACACAGACGAAGACGGCACAUCGUCUCAUUCCCGUCUGUCUGCCAGACCAUGCACACAACGCCCAACAUGCACACACACACACGAGGAAAAAACUUCACUUUUCACCACCUCCCCCAUCGCG